CGAAAGCAGCGAAAUCCGCCAACAUGCAGAUAUUUGCACAGGUUUUUGUUUUAGCGCUUACAGUGAGUGCUGUUCUGGGGCAAUGCACGGUCAACAUCAGAGAUAACCUCCAGUCACCGGAGCCAGUGUUUUUCCAAGGAACUCAACUGUGGGCUCCGGUUGGGCCAGCACUGCUGUGGAAUUCCUGUGAAACCACCAGAAUUUCAUGCCAGAGCGGAACGCUGAAUGGAUUUGAUACAGCGAAUGCCGACCUCACCUGUCAGUCUGGCACAACAUUCACCAUUGGAGGAACGUCGGUGGAUUCGUCUAGUUUGACCUGCUCGCAGCGCAUAACUGGUCAGAUAGACAUCACGACCGACUCAUGUGGGAAUGGCGCAGGCCAAAUACGAAAUAUUGGAUUUACAACAGCAGAAGGUUCACUUGUGACUUACAUUCAAUCAUGCUACAAUGUGAAUACGGCUUCAGUGAUCUACACCCGUCACAUAAUUCCCGGCAGGGCGAUUAGUUACGCAAUCAGUGAAUCAUAUCGACCAUCGUUCAAGGUGGCUGGAACCGCUGGACAUGUGAGUCCGGCAACUUCCUACACAACAGCGCAGCAGAGUAUCCGCUUGGCAACUUUGCUAGGCUCACAGGAACAAGCGGAUCAAUUCAUUACGACGAGUUCUUAUAUGUCACGGGGUCAUCUAGCUCCUGAUGCAGAUGGAAUCUUCCGAUCUUGGCAAUGGGCCACCUAUUUCUAUGUAAACGUAGCUCCGCAAUGGCAGGUUGUCAACGCCGGAAACUGGUUGGUAGUGGAAAAUGCUGCUCGGAACAUUGCGGGCCGUCUGCAAGAGGACGUGCUUAUAUUCAAUGGAGCUCACGAUAUCAUGACACUGCCUCACGUCAAUGGACAAGCUAUUCCGAUUACCCUUGAAGCAGGUGGCAUCGAAGCACCCAAAUGGUACUGGAAAAUUAUCAAGUCGCCCAGUACGAAUUCCGCUAUAGCGUUAAUCACCAACAACGAUCCCUUCCGGACAAGUAUGCCGGCCGGGGAGAUGCUCUGUGCAGACAUAUGUAGUUCAUACGGAUGGGACAAUGCUAAUUAUGCAAACUUCGCUAGAGGAUACACUUAUUGCUGCACGGUUGGUUCUCUAAUGGCUGCUAUACCAGCAAUUCCAUCUGAAGCCGCCGCUUCGAAUGUGUUGAGUUUUUAAUUGAUUUUCAACGGAUGGCAUGAUUCUCGAACAUGAAGCAGUAAAUUUGUGGAUUAAUGUGAAACGAUGUAGGGGAUUCAUCAGGUAGCUCAACGUAAAUUUGAUAGUUUUUCGACGUAACUGAUUACGGCAAAAUAAGACUUUUUUUCAAGAUGUAACACGUUCCAAACGUCUUAGUUUGAAGAACACGUGCUUCAUUUGUUAGGCCUUACUAUUUUAAAGAGGUGUUUUGACUGGAAUAUUGGAUUACUCUUUUAGAAGCAGACGACCAAAAAAAUUCGGAGAUGAUCAUCUGUUUUAAACCGAUGUUUUGUGUUUAAAUUGCUUUUUUUCAGUGUAGGACUUGAUAUAUAAUUUUUUCCAUAUUUUUUUAUGAAAAUUCAGACAAUUUCCUAAAAGUUACUUAUAGAACACUUUUUUGUAGAAUUUACCGUUUUUUGAAUUAUAUUGAUUUACAAAAAAUCGGCAAAAAAAAAUUCGCCCUUUUCAGAAGACAGUCUAGCCUAAUUUUGGAAAAAAUAAGUAUGCAGAGAUGCUCAAUUAGGUGAUGUCUUCACACCCAAAAAGUUUCAACCAAUUCGGAGAGGGUGUUGCCAACCGCGGGUUCAUUUGGUGCGAAAUCCGUCCUAUUCGAACUCAACGUAAACUUUCUAGUUCGGUUUAGAAGCUGCUUUGCAUGUUACUCGGAGUUUAUUCAACAAAUGCUAACUUGAAAGUACGGUCAAUUACUUAAAAAUUGAGCUGAAUAAAAUUCUAUUCAUGAUUGUUAGAUUGGCUGAAUAGUCCAUGAAUUCUACUUUUAUUCGAACUAUUGGUUACUUGGGUUAUGGUUACUAGAAAAUUCAUUUAGGUCUCUGAAAAAUGUUGGUGGGUAGGGGCACCAAAAUUCACACAAAUGGUUAAAAAAAAUUCCAUGUUUUUCCAGUCUGAGCUUAGGAUCACAUCUGUGUUAAUCAGUGUGGUUCUAUAUUCAAAACUGUAAAUAAUUGAAAUCUUUUUCUCAUGAACAUUGAAUACUGAUUCCAGUUUUCUUUCAUACGUCGUAGUUCAAAAAUGUUUUUCAUACGUUGUAAAACAACUAAUAUGUUUAUAUACCUAGUUGGAGGAUUGGGAGAAUGUAUGAAUUCAAUUGAUAGAAAAAAUGA
Molecule: messenger RNA, 2338 nt
Organism: Wyeomyia smithii (pitcher-plant mosquito)
Lineage: Eukaryota; Metazoa; Arthropoda; Insecta; Diptera; Culicidae
Exons: 5
Coding region: 24-1193 (389 amino acids)
Biological process (GO): apoptotic DNA fragmentation
Cellular component (GO): nucleus; mitochondrial inner membrane
Molecular function (GO): nucleic acid binding; RNA endonuclease activity; metal ion binding
Source: RefSeq, a predicted model, not a curated record